Messenger RNA from Aplosporella prunicola CBS 121167, 1203 nucleotides. RefSeq lists its product as uncharacterized. NCBI's taxonomy places the organism in Eukaryota, Fungi, Ascomycota, Dothideomycetes, Botryosphaeriales, Aplosporellaceae. The record is from RefSeq and is a predicted model, not a curated record. The transcript has a single exon. The coding region runs from base 1 to 1203 and encodes 400 amino acids.
AUGCAGCAGGGAGGAGGGCGGUCUAUUUCUGACGACGCGUUGUUUUACGAAAGCGAUCCUCGUUGGGAUCCAAGGGCUGGGAUGGGCAUGGAACACGAAGAUUCGGCGUAUGGGGAGGGUUACGGUUACGAAGACGACCACUACACUGGGCGCGGCGGCGCCGUCCUGCCAGCGGGGCAAGAAGAUGCGGACGAGCUGCUCGUGCGGCGUGCCCUGGAGCGCGUGCGCAACGCUCGCUCGCGCGGCCAGCAAAACGUCAGCCUCACGACGGACGAAAUCGAGGCGCUGACGCGCCCGCGACUACAACAACAGUCGGACAGCCUACUAGCGCGGGCCUUUCCGCCCGCCCGCACCGGCAGCAGCAGCAGCAGCAGCGCGCGCACCAAGAAAAACAGCCGCACCACCAAGACACGCAGCCCGCACAGCUCCAACUCGGACGCCUCGCCCGCCCCGCCGGGCUUCCUCCUUCCAGGCACGGGCAGCUACGCCCCGCUAGGGUACUCUUCGUCGCCGUCGCGGCCGGGCUCGGGCUCCCGCUCCGCCAGCACCUCCAUCAGCAGCAGCCGCGCCGAGCACGACUACGACAUGCCGGGCGCCUUCUCGCGGCACUCGAGCCUCAGCGCGGCCGACUCAGCCGAGCUGCUGACACCCGCAGACGUCUUCGCGUACCAGGUCGGCGGCGCGCAACACCGCCGCGGCGGCUCGGGGCCCCGUGGUGACGCCGACGUCGCCUACGCUGCCGUGCCGCGCCGCGUGCCCGUGCCGGCGUCUAGCAGCGGCUCUGCGGCUGCGGCGGUGCGCCCUCCAACAACGGGCAGCGGGAGUGGCUACUCUGAUCCAGUGCUCCGGCACGCGUCACCCCGCUACCGCUUCGACCGCGACCGCGACCGCGAGCUAGAAGUCGAGGUCGAGUACGAGUGGGGCAGCGACAGCGGCGGCGACAGCGAGGGCUUCGCCUACGGCUCUGGGUCUGGCACUGGUUCCGGUGCGCGGGCGCGACAGGGCGGCGGCGGUGGUGUGCGCGUGGGCAGCGCGGCGUGGACGGGGGGUGUGGCGGGGCGGAUUAGGGAGUUGGAAGGUGCGGGGGCGGAUGACGAGGUCGUGGUUGUUACUGCUGGUGGGAGUGGGAGUAGGGAUAGGAGUGGGGGGAAAAGCGCCAAGGGGAAGCAUCAGCACCAUCAUCAUCGGCGGCGGAGGAAGUGA